Molecule: messenger RNA, 1597 nt
Organism: Ciona intestinalis (vase tunicate)
Lineage: Eukaryota; Metazoa; Chordata; Ascidiacea; Phlebobranchia; Cionidae
Product: 28S rRNA (cytosine-C(5))-methyltransferase-like
Biological process (GO): rRNA base methylation
Cellular component (GO): nucleolus
Molecular function (GO): RNA methyltransferase activity
Source: RefSeq, a predicted model, not a curated record
AUAGCGAUUUUAUUUUAUCAAUGUAGUCAGAAUUAAUGUCAGCCAGCUAAAUAUUAUAAAAAUUUUCGUUAAGACACAAAGACAAAGAUUUGUGCAGAUGCAGUUUAGUAGGGCUCCCCUUUUCCAAAACUGAUGUGGUUACUCAUGCGCAUCGGAGUAUUUGAUUGACAGCUCACCACUCAUGUGUUGUGAUUCCAAAAAUCGAAAAGCCAACGUAAAACAUGGCUCUUUAUAAAUCUGCUGAAGAUGUAUUAAACCAAGUAGAAGCGUACAAAUCUUCCGUUAAGAAAGCAGUAUUCUCUACGAAGUUCCGAAACCCAAAGCAACUUUGUGCGUUAGUUAUGGAAACGUUAAAAUACAAAGCGGUUUUGGAAGAUGUUUUGCAGCAAACUAAACUCAUCCAAAAUACGAAAGGUAUCAGCCGAAACAUUGCCCUGCCCCUUCUUUACGAUUUUUUGAUUGGAAAGGGUAUUCGUUGCGGUGGAAAGUUUAAGAAGUUGAUAAAAACACGAAAAUCUGCCAUUAAUGCAGCCUUUGCCAGAAUCAAAUUAAAAAAGAAAGUUUCUAAAACUGAAGACCUUGUCGAAAAAAGUAAUUUCACACUGCCAAAGUAUUUAAGAGUGAACACGUUGUUGACAACCACGACAAAAGUAAUGGAGACGUUGAACAAGGAUGGCUUCACACGUGUGGAUUGCAGUGUGAAUGAAAUUGUUGAAAAACAGUUCAGUUCCGAUCCAGAUAUCCCAAACUUGUUAGUUUUUCAUUUUAGUACAGAUUUCCACGAUCAUGGCCUCUACAAACUGGGCCAUUUAAUAUUUCAAGACAAAUCUAGCUGUAUGCCCGCCUUUGUAUUAAAUCCCUCCCCAAAUUCACAUGUUAUAGAUGCAUGCGCAGCACCAGGGAAUAAGACUUCACAUUUAUCAGCAAUCAUGAACAAUACUGGUAAACUUUUUGCAAUCGACAGGAGUUCGGAAAGAAUUGAAGUGAUGAAAAAACAGCUCAAAAAAGCAAGCGUUAAAAACUGUGAAGUCAUUAAUUCUGACUUUUUAAUUUUAAAACCAACAGAUGAAAAGUUUAAACAAGUUGAAUAUAUUUUGGUGGAUCCGUCAUGCACUGGCUCCGGAAUCAUUAGCAGGCAGCUUGAACACACAGAGGAAAAAGAUUCAAAAUGUUCAAAGCGAUUGGAAUCAUUGUCUAAAUUCCAACUGAAAGUUUUAAACCAUGCACUUUCGUUUCCAAAUGUUAAAAGAGUAGUGUAUUCAACUUGUUCGAUUCAUGAAGAAGAAAAUGAGCUUAUUGUAAAACUUGCUGUGGAGCAAAAUUCAAACUUUGACCUAAAAAAAGUUUUGCCAAAAUGGCACAAUAGAGGUUUAAUAUCAGAUUCAUUUAACGCCGAAAAGUGUGUCCGUUGCGACCCAAAUGUAGAUUUCACGAAUGGAUUUUUUGUUGCUUUGUUUGAAAAAAAAAUGCAUGAAUAAUUUGUUUUUUGUUUGAAAAUAAUUGCAUACCACCUUGUUGACACAAAUGGAUGUCUGGCUACUAAGUUGACUCCUUGAAUUUUAUCAUUUAACACACAAUCCAAAAUCUUUGGCUCCUA